Molecule: messenger RNA, 3335 nt
Organism: Ciona intestinalis (vase tunicate)
Lineage: Eukaryota; Metazoa; Chordata; Ascidiacea; Phlebobranchia; Cionidae
Source: RefSeq, a predicted model, not a curated record
AGAAACUUGUGUGUUUGUACAGUUUUAUUGUAACUUCUGUAUAGUUUCGUAUAUAUUGCCUGGUUGGUUUAAUUAUAUUAUGUAAAAUAGCUGAAACCAAUUAAAACUAAUUACGAAACAGAAACAUGAAACAGCGUCACAAGUAUCUCCAUAACACAAGGAAAUCAACUGCACCAUUCAAUAAUCAAAUAAAUGGCAACGCAAAAGACAAACGUAACUAUGAGAAGAAAAGUUUAAAGUCAACGUUGGGUAGUAAAGGACUGCAUGAGUUGUGUUUGUUUGAAACCUUCAACCCUGAAGUUUGUAAGAUACAUCCAGAAAUAAAAGGUAAAUCCUACAAAAGUGGAGGCAAGAAAUUGAGAGAAAGUGCAAACACCGAUGUACAAAGUGACGGUACACCUGCUGCUAAUGAUGAUAACAUUGCUCCAACUCCAGAGAGAGCAAGUGAGAUGGUUUUUCGAUUACUGAGUUUUAAAGAACGAAGUGAUUUAAAUGGGAAAAACUUGACCAACUCCGGUUUCUACCUUGAACCAGGUGGAUCAGUUAUCAGGUGUUACAGUUGUGGAUUUCGUGUUGAAAACGUCACUGACACCGAUUCUGGUGACUCAGCACAAUAUCAUAACGAUGACUGUGCACAUUUUAAACAACUUCAAAGCAAGCAACCAAUAGCUUUGAAAGCUCCACCCCAACCCCCCAGUGUUGAAGGAGCUUCUUUCCUUCCUUCAAUGAUGGAUGACCUUGAUCUUGGCCUUGGAAAUCAGGAUUUACAAUUUUCAAUUUACGACCCAAGUUUAACUGAGCCAUAUUCAGGAUUUAGUUUUGAAAAUGAUCAAAAACUAAAAUAUCUGCCCCAGUCGGUUAAUGAUGUUUCUAUGGUUCCAAACACAUCAGAAAAUAAUGAAGUUUCUGAUGAAGAGUGCCCACAAAUUUAUCUUGCCCAAGUCUAUAGUGCAGAACACAGGGAGUUCCUUCAUACACUCAAUCUAAAUAAAGAAUCGGGUCGCUUAAAGAGUUUUCGAAACUGGCCGGACAACUCUCUUGAUAAAACCUUGCUUGCAAAAAGUGGUUUCUUUUACCUUGGCAACCGAGAUCGCACGCAGUGCUUCUCGUGCAUGGGCGUGCUGAAAAACUGGAGGCCUGGGGAUGUGAUUAAUGAUAUACAUAGAGAUAGUUUUCCUUCUUGCAGUUUCGCGAAUGCUAUCGACACCCCUGCCCCUGCACUUGAUGACUACGAUUUUUCUAUCAUACGUGGUCCACCAUCUGAAACAUUUGAUAUGGCUUUAUUGUUGAAUAAUAAACCCAGUGAAGCACGAAUAUCAUUUGAACCGGCCAAUCAGAGCCCAACACGUGACAUUUACAGCUCCGGUGAAGCGGAACAAAUGAUUUCCGACCCCUUGUCUCUCUCUCUACCACAAUCUAGUGGUGAAUUACCCGCCUUAAACUUUCCACAAUUCACAAGCAGCGAAAACGCCAUGCUUAAUCAAGCAGAACCCGUGUCAGCAUUUCGACCAAUCAGUUCAAACCUUCUUAACCAAUCAGGAAGCUCCUUUGAAAUUACAAACUCAAGCAGUGCGGCAAGCAAGGUGAAGAAGCCAUCUCCAAUAUUUCCUCAACCUCUCACUCCUGCUCCUGUUGCUCCUCCUCCUCUUGCUUUACCAGCUCUUGACUUCUUAGCAUAUGGAGAAACACAUGAUAGCAGCAUAGUUUCAAACACAAGCUCAAAAUUUCAAACAAUUCAAAUUUCAAACCCCGAAUCCAAGCAAGCCUCAAAUCUACAACCAUGGUUAAACUUGAACACAACAAAUGCUCAAAUAUUAAUUCCCACCCCUUCACGCACAUCACCACAAAGCCCACUAAAACAAGUUCAGACCGCUCCACAAGAUUGGUUACUUGAUUUGGACCCAUAUAAAGCACCCUUGGAAACCCAAUCUGCCCAACCUGUCAGGGACUUUACAUUUUCCACAACCAGUACAAGUAACCCAGAGGACGCAACUACUAUUCCUAUAAUUAGAAGUCUAGAAGGAAUCCAAAAUGGUAAAACUCUUGAUUUUGAUGAGUACCUUCAAGAACAGGAGCGUACGUUAUAUAGAGACAUGUUCCCGUGCCUCGAACCCAAGAAAAUGGACAUGAAGUUUUACGAAGACAGGAUUGCAACUUUUGACUCUCGAUGGACAAGGACUGGCCCGCCAACUAUGUCAGAUAUUGCACAAGCUGGCUUUUAUUACUUAGGAGACGACGACGCUGUUCGAUGCUGGUAUUGUGAUGUCACAAUAAGGGAUUUAUCGCGACAAUGGAUACCAUGGGAAGAACAUGCUAAACAAUUUCCAAGUUGUCAUUACUUGUUACGAAAUCGUGGACCUGACUUUGUGGAAAACGUGUUGUCCAUUAUGACUAGUGCCGAAUCAGGGGAACCCUCGUUUCCUACCUUUCCAGGAGAAAUAUAUGAGAGUUCUGAUGAAGAGGAUUCACGUGAAAACCUACCCACCCCUCCUAUUGUUGACCCAAGGGAAGAAGAAAGACAAAACAAGUUACAAUUAGAGCAAUGUAUGUCCUCUGAGAUUGCUGCAAAUGCUGCAGAGAUGGGGUUUGAACCGAAAAAUAUCAGAAGAGUAAUGAGGAAACAGAUCCGGGAGCGCUCGUGUAACUUCCCAACCACUGAUGCGCUCUUAGAUGCUCUCUUCAAUGAGGAGAGGGACCUUAUCGAGUUCGAGUCAUCAGAAGAUGACGAUGAAGAUGGUGUUGAAGACAACCCAGAAGAACCAGAGUCUUUUUUUGAAGCUCGUGAUCGUUUUCAUGAUGAUGAGCAUGAGCAUCCUGAUGUAAGUGUUCACGAAUCACAAGAUGAAACUCACGAAACCAGCGUUGCUCACGAAGAGAAUCACGAAGAAGAAGAACGUCGCAUACAGGCCGAGCUACGUCGUCUGCGAGAUGAAAAAAGAUGUAAAGUCUGUUUGGAUCGUGACGCAGAGAUGGUGUUUGUGCCUUGUGGGCACCUAUGUACUUGCAUGCAGUGCACACAAUCGCUACGACAGUGCCCGGUGUGUAGAAUGAGGAUCACGAAGGCUUACCGCACCUACCCUUCUUAAGCGGUCGUUACGAACAAAUGGUUUAUACAGAAAAGAUUACUUUUAAUUGUUCUGGUAGAAACAAUCUAUUUUUACUAAUAUAACUUACCUUGAUUAGGGUUCUAUGCUUAUCAAUAUAAACGUUGCGCUUCAAAAGGUACGCUUGUACCGUAAGUGCUGUUUCGCGCGUUAUAUAUACAUGUACGCGGUGCGGAUCCUCGCAAUUAUUCUUAUUGUAGUAAUUAAAAUACAUACUGCAUGUGGACACGA